Messenger RNA from Helobdella robusta, 639 nucleotides. RefSeq lists its product as hypothetical. The record is from RefSeq and is a predicted model, not a curated record. NCBI's taxonomy places the organism in Eukaryota, Metazoa, Annelida, Clitellata, Rhynchobdellida, Glossiphoniidae. Gene Ontology annotation, biological process: cilium assembly; cilium movement involved in cell motility. Bases 1 to 639 code for a protein of 212 amino acids. Gene Ontology annotation, cellular component: microtubule cytoskeleton; nucleus. The transcript has 4 exons.
AUGACCAGGGCAGCUCAGUUGAUAUGUGAUCAGGACUCGAGGAACAAACAUCAUGCGCAGGACCUAGACGGCAAGGUCCAACAGUUGCACAACAUGUCCAGUAACAUUGGACUGUUCCCGAACAUCGAAAACUAUGACAACACCAUCACGGUACCAGUGACCUGGAUGAAGUACACCCAGGAGAACAUCGGGCGAUCGCAGCGGGAACGCGAGGCCUCGCUGCGGUUGCGUGGCGAGAUGGACGCUCUGAUGAGGCAGUGCAACACUGAGAUGAACGCCCACAACAACACGGCCAAUGCCGCCCUACAGACGCGCGUCCAGGAGCUUCAGGAUGCAAAGAACAAGAUGCAGGCACACCUGCAGAAAACUCUCUCCGAGAUAAAGGAGAUGGAUAGAGUGAUCAUGAUGCUGCGGAAGGCAAUCUGCGACAAGGAGCUGCCGUUGAAGGUCGCGCAGACACGCCUGGAGGAGAGGACGAGAAGGAUUGAUGUGGAGCUGUGUAAUGAUCCGUCUAUGCAAGGAUCUGCCCUGGAGAACGACAUAGCCACGAAGGAACGCAGCAUCGAGAUUGACAACCGCAGCUGUCUGGGUCUCCGCAAGACAAACACCUACUCAACCAAACUGCCCAUGGUGGCUUAA